Caenorhabditis sp. 36 PRJEB53466 is the source of this 1219-nucleotide messenger RNA. Lineage: Eukaryota; Metazoa; Nematoda; Chromadorea; Rhabditida; Rhabditidae. The record is from the annotation of a GenBank genome assembly.
AUGGCAGAGCAAGAGGAGCGCCAUGUUGCCAAUGUUAGAGACCUGACUGUAUCGGAAAGAGGUUAGUUUGAUUAUUAGGUUGGAAAAAGGGGGUGUGUGUUAUUAUCGAAUCGAUCGGGGUGAUAUUGUAGAAACUAUGGAGCAAUCUAAAGUAACUACUGUCAUUAGCCCUUUGUUUACUCGUUUAUUUUUAUUAAAGAGAGGCAGGUUUGAUGAGUUAUUUGACACAUCAGUUUUCAAGCCGAUUCAUCAGUUUUCAAGCCGAUUCAUCAGUUUUCAAGCCGAUAAUUUUCAACAUAAAUUUGGUUUCUUAAUUGAAAACGUUUAAAGUUUGAACACAUACGUGUAGUUCAAAAUCAGGGCUGUGCAAAAAACCGGUGCAGGAUUUUCGAAAACUUUUUCUCAAAAGACCUUGACAUUUCACACACUUGCAAUAACCCGAUAGGAUCUAAAAUCUGCAGGCUUCUUGAACUUAGAUUGAAAUAUUUUGAGUGCAAGUUUCAAACCGAUCAUAUUAUCUGGUCCAGAGAUAUGCUGGUUUGAGAAAAAGGCAGAAAUUCUCUCAAAAACCGGCCUUUUCGGCUUCUGAUUCACAUAGAUUAUGCGAUCGGUUUGAAACUGGGACCCGAGAUAUUUCAGUUCAAGUCCGAAAAGCACACAAAGUUUGAAUAUGAUCAGAUCAUUGCAAGUUUGUCGUCGAGACUUCGGUAGGCCUUGAAAAAACGUGACCGGCCUUUCGUCCAGCCCUGCCAAAAACAAAACAAAAAAAUAUAUAUGUGAAUAAUGAGCUUAUGCAUCGUUGUCUUUUACAGAAAAUUUAUUUCAGUGCUGCUGAACGACUGUCAGUCUGUUUACAAUACUUUCACCGAGUAUUAUGACUGCGAGAUUGUGGAGUAUCAGAGUGAGUUCAUUAAUCAUUUUCUGAUAAGGGGACUUAGAACAUAGGACUGCGCAAAACAUCUGGAAGACUGAACGUUUUUUUUCAGGAAUGAAAGAUCGCGUCAACGAUUUUGUGCGUGAGAGAAUCGCCGAACUUGCCACCAGUCCGUACCCGGCGAUGGGCAUCAUCCAACAGUUCUACCUCUUUGCCCGCCACAACCUCGAUAACCUCAAUCUGCUCAUGGACAUCUUCCUUCUCGUCGUCAUGGAUGACUGUGGAGAUCACAGAGAGGGUGUUCAGGUCGAGUACUACCUCCUCUACAAAUACGGACCGUAUUAG